This is a messenger RNA of Labeo rohita (rohu), 3607 nucleotides long. It is a transcript of the gene acsl4a, whose product is annotated as acyl-CoA synthetase long chain family member 4a. The transcript has 15 exons. Lineage: Eukaryota; Metazoa; Chordata; Actinopteri; Cypriniformes; Cyprinidae. The record is from RefSeq and is a predicted model, not a curated record. Gene Ontology annotation, biological process: neuron differentiation; long-chain fatty acid metabolic process; long-chain fatty-acyl-CoA metabolic process. Gene Ontology annotation, cellular component: plasma membrane; lipid droplet; endoplasmic reticulum. Gene Ontology annotation, molecular function: arachidonate-CoA ligase activity. Bases 312 to 2432 code for a protein of 706 amino acids.
CUUUGUGCCGGUUGCAACUCAUCAGGGCAGAUUAAAUAUUGCACCUGUCAGCAUCAACAUUUUUUUUUCCCUAAGCUAAUUUGUUUUAAGGUAAUGUAGUUAAGUUUGGAUGAGCAAGGGUAGUGCUUUAAUUAAUUCGAUAUUCCCAGUGUGAAGGUUGCGCAAUUUGGAGCCACACAUUGGACACUUCCUUAAUCUUUCUGAACUUUGAUCUGGGAUCCCCAGUUGGACACAGACCAGCAAACGUGCCCUAUCUCAGAUCACUUCAUCUUUCAGUCCCCUUCAGCUUCUCAGCAGACUUGCGUCUGAACAUGGACCUGAGUACCGUUCUCUUGUUCCCAGUACAUGCAGUAGUGUGGCUGUACUCGCUCGUGAGUUUUCUACCAUGGUACUUCCUGACUGGAGCUCAGCAAAAGAAAGCCCUGGCAAAGAGGCUCAAAUCCAAGUCAACCACCGGUCAGGCAGAUGGGCCGUAUCGUUCCCUGGAUCGCUUUGACUCUCUCGUCACGGAGGAUUUCGCUGGAAAAGACACCCUUGAUAAGCUGUUCGACUAUGCGGUGGAGCGUUUCGGUAAAUUCGACUGCCUGGGAACCAGAGAAGUUCUGAGUGAAGAAAAUGAGACUCAGCCGAGUGGGAAGGUCUUCAAAAAGUUAAUUCUGGGAAAGUAUAAAUGGAUAUCCUAUGAGGAGAUGGACAUUCAGGUCAGUCAGUUUGGGAGCGGACUGGCAGCACUAGGCCAACAGCCAAAAAGUACCAUUGCGAUUUUCUGUGAGACACGGGCAGAGUGGAUGAUUACGGCUCAGGCCUGCUUCAGACGCAAUUUCCCAUUGGUCACGUUUUAUGCAACUCUAGGAGAGGAGGCAGUGACUUACGGGUUAAACGAGUGUGGAGUUACACACCUGGUCACCAGCGUGGAACUGCUGGAAACCAAACUGAAGAGUGUUCUCCCUCAAAUUCCAAAUCUGAAGCACAUCAUCUACGUGGAUAGGAAGGGCAUCAGCGCAGCAGGAUAUCCACAGGGCAUCCAGAUCCACAGCAUGCACUCUGUGCAAGAGCUGGGCGCCAAGCCAGAAAACUUGAGCAGACCCAUAGUGAAGCCCAUCCCGUCAGACCUCGCUGUUAUUAUGUACACCAGCGGCUCCACCGGCAGACCUAAAGGGGUGAUGAUCAUUCACAGUAACCUGAUCGGGGGCAUGGCGGGACAGUGUGAGAGGAUACCAGGAUUGGGACCAACAGAUACGUAUAUUGCCUAUCUUCCACUUGCUCAUGUGCUGGAAAUGACGGCUGAGAUCUCCUGCGUGACAUACGGGUGCAGGAUCGGCUAUUCCUCACCACAAACACUUUCUGAUCAGUCAACCAAAAUUAAGAAGGGAAGUAAAGGGGACUGUACGGUGCUGAAACCUUCUCUAAUGGCCGCCGUACCUGAAAUAAUGGACCGAAUCAAUAAGAACGUCAUGAGUAAAGUGCAGGAGAUGAGCUGUGUACAGAGAACACUGUUCAAACUGGCCUACGACUACAAGCUCGAGCAGAUCAAGAAUGGUUAUGAUGCACCUCUGUGCAAUAUCUUGUUUAAGAAAGUCAGAGCUCUGCUGGGUGGAAACGUACGGAUGAUGUUGUCCGGAGGAGCUCCUCUGUCUCCAGCCACUCAGCGCUUCAUGAACAUCUGCUUCUGCUGUCCUGUUGGUCAGGGUUAUGGUCUUACUGAGACCUGUGGAGCGGGAACUAUAACUGAGGUUGCUGACUAUAGCACAGGACGAGUUGGAGCUCCACUGAUCUGCUGUGAGGUCAAACUCAAAGACUGGGCAGAAGGUGGCUAUACAAAGCGUGACAAGCCUCAUCCACGUGGUGAGAUCCUCAUCGGAGGCCCUAAUGUGACCAUGGGCUACUACAGGAGUGAAGCCUGUAACAAUGAGGACUUCUUUGUGGAUGAGAAUGGUCAGCGGUGGUUCUGCACUGGUGAUAUCGGAGAGAUGCACCCUGACGGCUGUCUUCAGAUUGUCGAUCGCAAGAAGGAUCUUGUGAAACUUCAAGCUGGGGAGUAUGUCUCUUUAGGCAAAGUUGAGUCAGCUCUGAAGAACUGCUCUCUCAUUGACAACAUCUGCGCUUACGCAAACAGUGACCAGAACUACGUUAUCAGCUUCAUUGUUCCUAAUCAGAAGAAGCUGACAGCUCUCGCCAAUCAGAAGGGCAUUGAGGGCACAUGGGAAGAGAUUUGCAACCAACCAGUUAUGGAAAGGGAAGUUCUGAGAGAAAUUACAGAAGUUGCAACAUCAAUUAAACUCCAGCGCUUUGAGAUACCAGUUAUGGUCCAUCUGAGUCCAGAGCCCUGGACCCCCGAAACGGGCCUGGUGACGGACGCGUUCAAACUGAAGAGGAAGGAACUAAAGAACCACUAUCUCAACGACAUCGAAAGAAUGUAUGGCCACAAGUAGGACCUCUAUCACAGCCAAAGACAUCUUCAUCAGCUCCUCCCCGUGCAGCGUUGCUGUAUAUCAAUAAAUGUUCAAUACUUUUUGCCACAACGUUCACCACUGCCCAUUGCUUAGAUACGCGCACAAAUUUUCCAAGACGAACAAUGUUGAUAAGCCGUCGGUCUGUGUAUUUUUAUUCCUGGGCUUUGUGGGCUUUGCAUUCGGAGCUCUGUAGUCUCUCUGCUGUGAAAUGGUUUACAAUUAAAGUCGUAGCCGGUUAACUCAAGACCUGUCAGUCGCCACUAAUUCCUCCUUUUAGUAUACAAAAGGAGUCUCUUGUAAAAAGGAUUUCAUUCAUCCCACAGCGAUAUACUGCCAUCACCUUGCAGUUUCUUUCUUUUUUUAUGUGUGAAACUCUUUUCUUUCUAAAACUGUUUGAUUGUUUGGUUUAAUAGAGCUUGAAAACAGAAACUGUUAGCUGAGGUGAAGUCAUUGCACUGCGAAAUUCCGCCUCCUCUUUGAGGCAAGUAAUAUAUAGUGACGUUUCUGUGCCUUCUGAUUGGUCACUGUUUUAAUGUCGAUUCCUUAUUGGCUGCAAAUUAGAUUCCUGUGCUUCAUUCAUGCAGUGCAUUAGGAGUUAGUGUGUUUAUAAUGGUUACAAACUAUGUUUCUGAGAUAUAAAUUUUUUUUGUAAUGAAAAUGUCACUGAAUUGCAAUGUUUUGAGUACUAAUUGACACAUUUACUAGUAAACACAUGCUCAUUGACUCAGGACAGUUUGAGAUGACUGGCAAGUGGUUUAUUGCUCAUUUGUCCUGUUUGUUUGACUGAAUUUAAAUGAAGGGAACAUUUUUAGGAAUAGCACCACAUUUGUAUCAUCUUUACCACUUAUUUUACUGUUCCACUGUGUCUGAUUGUCACAAGCUCUUGUCUGUUGUAAAUUCCACUUCUGGAGGCUAUUAAUAUAUUUGGUAAUAUGUCAUUUUAACAGUCUUCAAUACUUGAUGUGUAAAUCUGAAAAGGAACAAAGUUUGGAAAUUCAAACCAAUAAUAUAAAUUUUGGAGGGUGAGGUACCCUUGUCAGUCAGUCAAUAUUGUAUACUGUAUUUUAAUUUAUUUGGUUAAAACUAUACAUUUCUUUUUAACCCUUGUUUAAUUUAUUUGUUUUAUUUUUUAAAAAGUAUGACCUGUACAAACA